CAGGGGGCAGUAUGCGCCCUCCAUGUCGGUGUUAGCACCUCUAAUAGGCAGAAGAAGAAGAAAAACGUAAACAGUGCUGCCGUUUUUAGUUAGCAUGGUGAAUAUUGAAGUAGUUCAGUGUGUGUGACUUUACUCACAGUCCCGAUGAAACCUGCAGGAGAGUUUCCGAGUGAAACAUGACGUCACUGAGGAGGAUUCACACGUGGUCAGCACUCCUGAAACGACCCUGCACGUGGAAAUGUCACACAGCACCAACCUGCAGACUGCUCCACAUACCUCCACCUGCAGCUGCAGUCAGCACCCAGCAGAUACCCCGGCUCAGAGGUGUGUCCUCUCUGCGGCAUAGGUCGCUCUCUCUCUCCGCGUGGAGGCUGAAGAGCACGGAGGACUUCAGCAGCGGUCAGCACACUGAGGAAGAGGAGGAGGAGGAGGAGGAGGAUGAAGACUUCCUCGAUGACAGUGAUGUGGAGGAGCUGUUCCAGCAGCAGCCUCCUGCAGGGAUCGGAGAGGGUCAGCACAGGGUGUUUAUCGUUCACCCUGACGUGAAGUGGGGCAGCAGGAAGCAGCAUCUGACCACAGCCCAGCUGAUGAUGGCUGAGGCGGUGGGAUUGGUGAACACCUUAGAGAACUGGAGGGUGAUAGACCAGAUCAUCAUGUCCACCAAGACACCAGAGAAGAAGAGGAUCUUUGGCAAAGGAAACUUCCAGACUCUGACAGAGAAAAUCAGACAAACAGCUGGGAUCACCGCAGUGUUUAUGAAUGUUGAGCGUCUCUCACCUUUGUCUGAGAGGGAGCUGGAGGAGGCCUGGGGGGUCAAAGUCUUUGACAGAUACUCAGUCGUCCUCCACAUCUUCCGCUGCAACGCCCGGACAAAAGAGGCCAAGUUACAGAUCUCUCUGGCAGAGAUCCCUCUGUUAAGGUCUCGACUGAAGAAUGAAUUUUCCAAUUUGGACCAGCAGGGCGGGGGAUCGAGGUACAUUGGAGGUUCAGGUGAGACUCUGUAUGAAGUCCAGCAGAGACUGCUGAAGGAGCGAGAGAUGAAGAUUCGCUCAGCGCUGGAGAAACUGCGGAAAAAGAGGCACCUGCUGCGCUCUCAGAGGAAACACAAAGAGUUCCCCAUGGUGUCUGUGUUAGGAUACACUAACUGUGGAAAAACGACUCUGAUCAAAGCUCUAACGGGCGAUAGUGGCCUCCAGCCCAGAAACCAGCUCUUCGCCACCCUGGACGUCACCGUGCACGCAGGCCAGCUGCCCAGCCGCAUGAGCGUCCUCUACGUGGACACCAUCGGGUUCCUGUCUCAGCUGCCCCACCAGCUCAUCGACUCCUUCUCUGCCACCCUGGAGGACAUCAAACACUCGGAUCUGUUGAUCCACGUCAGAGACAUCAGUCAUCCAGAGACUGUGAACCAGAAGGUGAACGUGCUGAACGUCCUUAAGAACCUGCAGAUCCCUGACAGACUCAUGAGCUCCAUGAUAGAAGUCCACAACAAAACUGACCUUGUUGACAACUAUCAGCCACCAGAAGCCGACGCUCUGCCCAUAUCUGCUUUAGAGGAGCGAGGCCUGGACGUGCUGAAGAGAGCAAUGGAAGAACAGAUCGUCAACGUUACAGGAAAACAGAUUUUAGAUCUGAAAGUCGACCUCAGCUCUCCUCAGUUAAGCUGGCUCUACAGGGAAGCUGUCGUCCAGGACGUGCAGGUGGAUGCAGACGAAGGCUCUGCUGUUGUCAGAGUCAUCAUCAGCCGUGCUGCUCAUGGACGAUAUCAGAAACUGUUCACAGAGAGAUAGAGGAGAGGAGACGAGAGGAGAUGGGACAAGAAGAGACGGGAGGAGAGGAUAUGAGAAGAGACAAGAGGAGACGAGAAGAGAUGAGAGGAGAGGAGACGAGAGAGGAGAGGACACAAGAGGAGACUAGAGGAGACGAGAUGAGAUGAGAGAGGUUCUCUGUGCUGCAAACUGAACCUCAGACAUCUUUCUGAGGAAUGUUUUUAUUCUGUUACAGGAUGAUUGUUCUAGUAAACAUUUAGAAACUGCACUUUGAAGCUGAUUCACAGCAUACAGAAUAUUUUGGGGAAAAAAAAAAAAAUGUAUACAGAACCUCCAAUACAGAUUUUUCAAAUAUCAAAGAGCAGUGUAAAAAGGCGACACUUUGGUGCUCUUCAAAGUGAGGAUCCAAGUUUAAAGUUACCCAUAGGAUGUGAGGCACUCAAAAGGGUAGCUUAUACAAAGUCUUUAUUUCUUCAGAGCCACAGACUCGCAGUAAAAACAUGCUCACAGGUUUCAGGUAUUAAAGCCUUCAUCAGGAGAUGAGACUCAAAAUGUUUUCUCCAGUUUGAUUCUUAAAAGUUAAAAACUAUUCAUAGACUGUAAAAGAGAGAGUUCAGAUAAUGUCCCAUUCUUGGUUUUUGUACUGCUGCUUUGAAGCCUGGAGUUUGGCACGUUGUCUGUCACUAUGUGCAUGAAUGACGGUAUUUGACAGAGGGAUUGGAGCUGGAGGAGGGUUAUCAAGCACAAAGCUGUCUGCUAAAUCCAGCUGUAACUCACAAUGACUGUGAGACUUAUUAAAAUGCUUUUUUAAGAUCA
Notolabrus celidotus (New Zealand spotty) is the source of this 2582-nucleotide messenger RNA. RefSeq names its product GTP binding protein 6 (putative) (gene gtpbp6). NCBI's taxonomy places the organism in Eukaryota, Metazoa, Chordata, Actinopteri, Labriformes, Labridae. The record is from RefSeq and is a predicted model, not a curated record. The coding region runs from base 177 to 1787 and encodes 536 amino acids. Gene Ontology annotation, molecular function: ribosome binding; GTP binding. The transcript has 10 exons. Gene Ontology annotation, cellular component: cytoplasm.